AUGUCGAUUCGCAAGCUUCCCUGUCUCUGCAUUGGGCUGUCAGCCAUUGCUGGACUGUGGGCGUGCCACGCUGUCUGGCUGACGUCGGAUACCUGGCCGCUGGCGCUGCUCGGCCUCUGGGGACUGGCAGCUUUGGCUUUGCUACGCGUCAAGGAGUGGCUCAGCAGCUGCCGCAAGGCCAUGUUGUCUGUUUUCGCGGUGGUCAAGGUCAUCGGCAAGUGGUUGGCUUGCCUGUUCAUCCUCCUUGGCGUGGCCGUUGCGUGUGUCCACUCCAUCAAGGACUUGCAUUCAUCGAUGGUGUGGGACGUGAUGGCAACAAGCGUUCCGAAGUGGACCGAGCUGAAGUAUGACGAUGAGGCAGUGGCAGCCUUCUUCAGCAACGCCAGCAACCUGAAGGACUGGUUGACCAGCUUGGAUCUGGACGACGAUGGCAAACUCGGCAUGGCCAAGGUCGCAGAAGCCGUGCUCCAGACCGCCUUCCUUGCGUGUGCGGCCGGGGCUGCGGUGAAGUGUUGCAGGCGUUGGUUCGGCAAACAUGGCCAGGUGACGGCCUACGAUGCAGUUCUAGCCUUCGACUCAUUGGCCCACUUCCUUGCCACCGGCGAGAUCAAAUACCUCCAGUUCGCCGAAUCCCAGUUCGAUGCACUCCACGAAGACCGCUUUCGCAUCGUUGCAGUGGUGGGCCUCUUCGACAAGGGCAAGACGUGGCUAACCAACAAGCUCUUCCGAAAGAACCUCCCCAACGGCAAGCUGUGCACGACCAAGGGCUUGAGCUUCCUCUGGGUUCCCGAACGCCGGAUGCUCGUGCUGGACAGUGCUGGGGUGCAGGGCACGGUGUCUUACAAGUCGCAGGCCGUGGACUCGAUCCUGGACGCGCGGACCACGGAGUCGUUGAUGUUUGACAUGAUUUCGAGGAUCUCCCACCACAUGAUCUUCGUGGUCAACGACUUCACGUGGCUGGAGCAGGAGUACGAGGCCAUGCUCCUCCGCAAGUACCUCUCCGCGCAUCAGAACAAGGAGCUCAUCGUCGUUCACAACUUGCGCAUGACCUCGCGCGUCCAUGAGGCCCAGGAGCUCUUCGAGCGCCAGAUCACCCAGUGCUACGAGGGCGGCUCCUCCCACAUGGGCAAGCUGCUGUUCACCGCGGAGUUGGGUGACGCCCACCUUCCCGUACAUCACAUCGGGCUGUGCCAGGAGUACACGCAGGCUGGGAGGAAGUUCAACAACACGAACUGCGACUACCUCAUGCAGCAGCUGGAGCACCGUCACACCUUGGGCUCCAAGGUCAUCCUCACGAAGUUGCUGGAGACCGAGUUCACCCGCCUGAUCCCCAAGUUCGUCUUGGUGGAGACGGCCCCGGAGGUCGACAAGGCCGUGCAGGAGCUGAAAGUGGAGUACAGCGACAGCGAGUCCCAGCUGGCGACGCGAAAGCCCGAGCCCGGAGAAGGUGAGUACUUGGUCCGAGGGGUGAUGAAGCUGGUGUUGCCAAGGAGGGACGCGCAGGUCACCAUGAAGAAGCAGGGUGUGAUCUCCCCGCUUGGGGAGAUCAUCGCCCACGACGUCAGCUUCGAGCCCAACGUGAACGUCUUCGACCAGAGGGUGGAGGAUGGCACGGAGAGGCACAUCACCAUCGAAUGUCCUGGAGUCAGCGAAGAGGACAUCGAGUGGGAAGAGCUCAGCAAUGGUGUCAAGGUCACCAUCCAGAAGAGCAAGGCCAUCGACGAGGCGGUGGUGCAACCGGUGCAGCCCAUCAUGCAGAACCAUGGGACCUGGUUUAAAAACUUCGUCUUCGAUCAUGGCGACGGGCGCUUCGAACUCCGUGGGGGCGAGGAUUGCAUCUUGGAGCAGGGGGUCUUGACCAUCAAGCUGCACAAGUCGUCGCAGUCCCGCCGUGGCAAAGUGGGCCGCCACGUGGCCGACCCCUUGCCAACUCUGCUGACAGCCACAGCAGCAUCCUCGAUUUCCGGCUUCGAGGUCAUCCCAGCGGCAGACAAGGAGGCUGCAGAAGCCGGAGCGGAGAUCUGA
This is a messenger RNA of Symbiodinium natans, 2025 nucleotides long. NCBI's taxonomy places the organism in Eukaryota, Dinophyceae, Suessiales, Symbiodiniaceae. The record is from the annotation of a GenBank genome assembly.